This is a messenger RNA of Mycena indigotica, 8076 nucleotides long. RefSeq lists its product as uncharacterized. The record is from RefSeq and is a predicted model, not a curated record. Gene Ontology annotation, molecular function: Hsp70 protein binding. The transcript has 13 exons. Lineage: Eukaryota; Fungi; Basidiomycota; Agaricomycetes; Agaricales; Mycenaceae. The coding region runs from base 1 to 8076 and encodes 2691 amino acids.
AUGUCGCACUGGACCAGCUUUCGCGAGCAGGUUGAUCUCACGAAGAUCAUACGAAGCAUUCUUGACUCCUAUCCUGCGGGAAGCGGAAUACUGCGAGAGCUCUUACAAAACUCGGACGAUGCGAAAGCCACGACCCAAACAUUCAUACUUGACCUUCGAACACAUCCUAACAAGAAACUCAUUGAUCAAGAACUACGUACAUCUCAAGGUCCUGCUUUAAUGGCCAUAAACGACACCUACUUUGCUGAGAGCGACUGGCAAGCCAUCCAAAAUCUCCAUAGCUCAAGCAAAACUGCCGACGAAUCAAAAAUUGGGAAAUUCGGUAUAGGCGUACGCGCCUGCUACCAUAUCACGGACAACCCUCACUUUCUGUCGGGGACGACUCUCGUUAUCUUUGACCCCCACAAUCGAUUCUGGGACGAUCUGAAAAAAGGCGGGGUUAAGAUCGACCUCCAGCAGAGAAAUACGCGUGCUGCAUAUGCUGACCAGCUGGCCGCUUUUUCGCAGUCCCUCGCCCCCAAUGCUGAUGGUGUUUAUCCUGGCACUGUCGUCCGCCUACCCCUUCGAACUCCGGAACAAGCCCCGCAAAGUACGAUCAAGCAGGAAUCAGUCGACCCAGAAACCAUUCUCGCUCUGUUCGACGACUUCGUGGACAAUGAGCUGAGCAUGGUGAUGCUCUUCCUCAAGCACAUUCGCUCCAUUACACUGAAGAUAAUCCACCCAGAUGGGCGCGAGGAAUUUUACGGCAGCGCCGAAAUCAUUGACAUGGACUCGUCGACUAUCGAAAAGCGUCAAUUUUCACGGACCAGUAGUGCCCGGCAGGAGUCUUUCAUCACCAGCAUUGAUGUUACCACCCGCGGCAGCCAUCAAGUUACCCGACAAGUCUGGCGCAUUGUCCAUCGUGUCUGCAGCGUCGUAGAAACCUCAGCACUCAUCAGUCGUCAAGUUCAUUAUGAUGCCGGUGCCAAGCUCUCCAACGACAAGUUGUUCUCGCAUGUCGCUUUAGCAUUCCCGAUUUCGCCUUCUCCUCGAACUGGAUUGAAUGGUCGCUUAUUCACCUUGCUACCGCUCCCAAUCCAGACAGGCUUUCCAAUUCAUAUGCAUGCUAUACUUGCUCUCACCCAGGAUCGACAAAGUCUGCGUAAUAUUGAAGAGAAGGGGUCAAACAAACAAUCGCGAGAACGUCUUCUUGUUGCUUGGAACCGUGCUAUCUUCGACAACUUUCUGCCAGAAAUAUGGAGUACUCUCUUACAGAUCAUUGUCGACAACAAAGAAGUUGAUAUUUGGUCGGUGUGGCCGUCUUCUCGUCACUCCCACGCCACUACCAGUGGUUCCGUGUAUUGGAGCAGCAUCUUGUCAAAGCUUAUCGAGCGUGUCGUACAGCGUGACUUGGCGAUAUUCCCAGUCUAUGCUAACAAUACACAUCAUGUCCCACUAUCUUCUGCCCUCAUUGCCUCCCAUCAGCAUCCAGACGUACUACUGCAGGCUCUGGCUAAUGUUGGAGUCACUGUCGUCCAACCUCCGCAACAUAUUCUAGAAUUACUUCUUAAACACCAGCAAGUUCAAGCACUCGGUCCCGGAACUUUGAAACAUAAACUCAAGGCACAGGUGUCAUUCCUUGCGGAAGUCUCGAACGAGGAUAAAAAUCUAAUUCUGCGUUAUCUCGUUACAUCUCCUGGCACUCUCGAAAAUGUUUUGGAGCUUCCUCUUAUUCCCUCGUUGGAUGGCUCUCGGAUUACCCUUUCUUCCAUCGGUAAAUUCCGUCUUGUUGAUCAACUUGAAGGAGAACUAUUCGGAGACGUUGACUGUAAUUGGCACAUUAUUCCAUUGGUGGCACUCGACCCCACUGUCGCACAGGUACUCCUAGAUACCAAAAUGUCCAACGUCAGACGGUUGAAGCCUGCAGAUGUCGCGAAGUACCUAGAGCGGUCGGCAUUCGGUACUUUUCCAUCAGCACAAGUUGAAAUUACCGAUGCGGAUAUCUCUGUGCAAGUCGAAUGGCUCAAGAAAUUCUGGCUAUAUGUCAACCAAUGGUCACCAGCCAAGAGGGGACAGCUUGUUCCCCUUCUUCAGCGCUAUCAUCUCCUACCGACGAGCCAGAACACGCUGAUGAAGAUGGAGCAAGGAAUAUUUGAGUCACUCGAUGGCAUUACUGAUGCGACCAUGAAUGCAUGGGGCGUCCUUGGGCUUCGCUUUCUUCAUUCGGAUAUUCCUGCGUCAAGUAUUCGCGAGCUUGAUAGCAACCUGAUCCUCUCGCCUUACGUCGUCCCCACCCUCAUCGAACACAUUUCGUCGCCAAUGAUACCUGACCUCGAUGAAUCAUCAUCUGCCCUUAUUCGCGACCAUCUUGUCACCUCUCUGCAUCAGCACCGGUCCCCAGUGUUAACACCCUCAUCGAAACAAAUUCUUCUCGAGUUACCCAUAUUCCCCAUCCGCAUUCCGAUCGCUGCUAUUCGCAAAGCCAGUAGGAAGUUGUCGCAUUGUGUGCCUGCUCGUAUCGUGGGGAUUUGCAAGUUCGUUCGUGUUGAUAACUCUUGCCCAGUUCCAGACUUGGAUGGCAAGUUUUCAUUUUUUGAUGUCACUGCAAGUAACGAAAUUCUGGGAUCGCUCAUCGACUCUAACGCAAUGGAGGAGCCUGCGGACGAGACUGACAUUCUUGUUAUGGCCAUUGAUUAUCUGAUGCAGCAGCCUCCCGCCCUCCGAGACGCAUUGAUCACUCGCAUCAUUGCGCGCCUCCCCGACCUCCCCGAUUCCUCUCUCGAAAAACUCUCCAUUACUCCAUUUAUCACCGUCACUGGCGGCGCUCAAACGCCAAUGGUCGCACCCUCCGACGUUAUUGAUCCGAGGUCCCCGUUGGCGCAGCUGUAUGCCAAAGAACCAGGGAAGCUCCCGUCUGGAAAAUGGGCCAAGGGGCGAGAACUCAAACUUCUGACCGCCCAUGUGCCUUUUCAACAUACACUCACGUCAGCGAUCGUGAAGGAGCGGAUCGAGUAUCUGGGUCAGUCUUGGGACCCUGACGCGCUCCCGGGUAUAUUCACCAAAGCCGAGCUUUUUCUCAAACUAUUGGACGACCAAUGGGCUGACAUCAAGCAGGAGAUUCCCAUUGCCUCUUUGACUUCGAACACAUGGCUCCCAAUUUCCAAGCAUUUGCCGCUUGCCAAACCUUCUCAGUGUCGCGAUGGCGGUCAAUCACACUUCCUCUUCGACUUGGUGCUUGCUACAGUCUCGAGGCGAAUUCACGACAAGGAUUUGCGGCAGGCGUUAGGCUGGACAACAUUGUCUCUCGAUGUCUUAUGCAAGCAAAUGACAUGUGCUCUUGCAGAACCCAGUACGGAGAAAAAUCGACAAACGCGCAUCCUAGCCCUCGUUUCCGAGUUUUCAAAGCGAAAUCUCUCAAACAGCCACAUUGAUGUUCUGCGACAAGUAGUACAUACUCAGGCAUGGGUUCCCGUAGAACCUUCAACACUCGCCACGACCGAACGCGCCCUGCUACGUCCCUUGACCAGGAUUCCCGGUGGACGAUUCAGAGCUGUCACUUCUUCUCUCCUUGAUGGUGAUAAGAACCAAUUUCUUUCACGAAUGGGGUGCCAACAGGAUCCUCCUCUAUCGGCCUUGCUUGAUGAGCUUCAAAUGCUUCCUGGAUUAGUCGAAGACCCACUCCUUCUCAUUGAAGCAGUCCGUCUCCUUGACGAGGUCGCUCAAUAUUCCAAACAAAUCACUUUGGAUGACAGAACAAAAAUCCUUGUUCCGGUUGAGGACAAGUCUUUGCAACCUUUAACAGAAACCUUCUACAAUGAUUUGGGCACGAAGUCCUUACCCGAAACAGGCUACGCUGCUCACUCCCGAAUUUCCAAAUCACUCGCGACUCAACUGGGUAUCCAGUUCCUCAGCUCGCUGGAGCUUGGGGACGACGAUGAAGAUGAAGACGGUCUUCAAAUGGGCGAAGCGUUCACUGAACGGGUCAAGAGUGUCUUGAAGGAACACGACAUUAAAUACGCUUUCAACGAAUUCAUGGCCAAUGGUGCUGACGCAGGAGCCACGGAAUAUGCUAUUCUCCUGGAUGAACGUGGUUAUGAAUCGAAGAAAGUGCUGGCCCCAGGUUUAAUGCCCCUUCAACAGUCACCGUCACUCUUUUUACACAACGACGCCGUGUUUACCAAGGAAGAUUUUGUCGGCCUGAGAAAGGUUGGCCAGGGAGGCAAACGUUUGCGUCCUGAUACCAUCGGGCGCUAUGGUCUUGGUGCUCUCUCGCUCUUUCAUUUCACCGAUGUGGUGCUACUCAUUUCGGGCGAGUUUAUCCUCAUUCUCGACCCAUCUGGGCAACAUCUACCACCAUUUCGAGGAAAGCCAAGGACAUCUUUAUUUCGGCGUCUAGCUGAUGUUGCAAGACGCUUCCCUGACCAACUUACUCCCUUCGAAUCCAAAUUUGGUUUUACGGCCGCCUCUCCCUUUUACCCAAAAACAUUGUUUCGACUUCCUCUCCGCGAGGAAUCCGAGGCUAGUCCUGAAUCCGAGGCUAGUCCUCUGUCAUCGCCUGUUCUAGCUUCUGAAUGUUUGAACCUCGUUCGGGAACCAUAUUGGAGUCUUGCUAGAGAUGCAAUGUUUUUUACUCAAUUGUGCAAGGUAUCUGCAUCGCAACAAAGUCCUACAGGAAUCAUCAAACAAAUGUGGUCUGUAGAUGCUAGUCGACCUGCCGAUGAGCUAUUUUGGGAUCGACAAACUCUGUUGUUGAAAGGACAAGACGGAGAUCGUAUAGUACCACCACAGCGAUGGCUAGUUGGCCGUUCGGUCUUUCCAGUUUCUCAGGUCCCUCCGGAGCAUGAAGCCAUCAUGACGGAAAUGGGCUUGCAUCGAAGCCAGAUUGGGCUUGUCGCUCGAUUAGCUCUCCGUUUGGACUCGGCAGCUGCUACAACCCACCCAACACCCUCUGGCCCAGCCGACAAUACAAGUUCCCAUUCUCUUUUUUCGUCGUUGCGGCUUCCUGUCCACACCUCGUUGCCUGUGCAUAUAUCAGCCCCAUUUGCGAUCUCGUCGGACCGCCGUCACAUACGAUUUGAUCCGGAGGAUCAGAAUGGUCGUCGUCUUCCUCAUGCAGCCUUCAACCUCUGGAUCUUGCAGCAUUUCAUUCCCCCGCUAUACAUUUCGACUCUCGCUCAUGCUGCAAAACUUCCACGGCGCCAUAACGGAGACCCGUUUGCCUGGUGGCCGUGGAAAAAUGUGAAAGACGACGAAAUAUCAAGACAUGUUGCAGAUGCGUUUUACAACAUGGCCGUACAGUCCAAAGAGCCCAUUUGCUACGCCACCUCUGAGCGGUUCGUGGCACCUAUAGCUGCAUUCAUUCCAAGCGAAAAGACCCCCGAGCCAGUCAAGCAUUUGCUCUCGUAUGCUAAGCCUUCCGAUUUUGUCAACCCACCGUACCCCGUUCGCACUUUGUUCUGGAAGGCUCUUCUAUCGCAAAGUGCACUGCCGCGGAUCCGUCUCGUUGAUGCAGCUUAUGCGAGCGGCGUUAUGUCGGGGUGGUCUGAUCAGCUUAUCUCCAAAUUUAAUGCCAAAGAAAUCCGAGCUGAAGACAUCAACAAAUUGCUGCAGUUCCUGGUUCAGGAAAAUGCAUCAAUAGAAGGUCUUCCUCUUCUUGUUCUUGCUAAUGAGAGCCUGGCGGCAGUCGACCUGUCACGACCACGUUAUAUCUGCCGUGGUACUGCUGUGCCCGACGUCUUCCACUCCGACAACUUCCUUCAUCCGCUUAUGGAACACUCAGUACAAGAAGUUCUCCUGAAUUCCUCUGCAGCAAAUGUCGCGAUCUUCAAUGCUGAUGCUGUCAUCUCUCUACUCCAGUCGCGUAUUCCGGCGACCACAAAUUGUGUUCAUCCCACAGAAAUUAGCGACUGGAUCAUCGACUUCUGGAAAGGAUUUGAUUCUCUUCCUGACCCCCCACCGAUGGCAAAACUGGAAUCUCUGGCCAUCAUACCAACUAUGGGACAGCUCCAUGUCUCGUUGCGCUAUUGCAAACGCCAUGAUGUUCUUCGACGCCCUGUCAAUCAUCUGCAACUUUCUGGGGUUCUCGCUGCCGUUCAAAAAAUGGGAUUUGAAAUAUGUAUUCUUCCGCCCCAGUUCCAAGACCCCGAGUUUAGGCAGUUCAACAUAAACACAUUUUUAUCCGCGCUCGAAUCAGCGCCCACCCCGUUCUCGGACCGGAAUAUGUCAGAUGAUGAAAUUGUAGGAGUGAGCGCCUGGAUCCAACUGCAUCUCCACGAGGUCAGGGAGCCGGAGGAACGUGCUACUGCUCGGCUGCUUCCGAUAUGGAGUGCUCGCAAAAAUCGUCAAAAUGUUCGUUGUUCAGCUAACGAACUGAAGUGGCUUCCGAUUGGCAUCUCCCCGAACGUAUUCGACGCGUUCUUACCAUCCAAUUUUGCUAUUGCCCCUGGUUCUGGAGUGUUGGCUGAAGCAAUGGAAUGGUACCCAGUCCGACCACCACUCAAUUCGGGGACUCUCGAGCAAUAUCUUACCUUUCCUGGCACCCUUUCUGGUCUAUGUGGGGCCCAGUCUGUCGAAUCGUAUUCUGUCAUGCUCACGGAGUAUCUUAAACUUGGUGGAAGAGAGAUGAUCUUAAUUCCUGAUGGCACUCUACGAAUGAGAAACAUCGAGGAGCUUUACGAUGAAUCGGUGCCUCUGUUUCGGGAGGCAUUUCAGAGCUGCAAGACCACGCUUUUUAUCCAUCCGGGGCUGGUUGAAAACUUCACGAUCCCGCUCCGGAAUCGAGGACUGCAUCAUGAAGUCAAUUGGGAAGCGAUUCUCCUGUGUGCACAGACAGUUCAUGGAGACUUGACACAACGGCGCCUCCUUGAAUCGGUCGUCAACACCAGAGCAACAGCGGUUUAUGAUGCGUAUAGCGGGACAUUGCCAAAUCUAAUCAUGGGUAACCUCAACCGGUGGGACCAAUUGAACAACCUUCGAUUCAUUCCCCGAAGUCCUCAACGGAGCACUUCGUCUUCCUUCGACACAGGUCCUUACUGUCAGGAUAUGCCGUUCAUUGUCAGCCCAUCUCAACUCAUUGGCGAGGAUUUCGAGAAAAUCGCAUGGUCUCAACGUGGUCGUUUCCUCAAUCCUCCCAGUGUCGAUCUCCUAUCUCUCAACAAGACUUUGGGUGUUCCAAGUGUACAAGAAGUUGUCAACCAUCUUGCGGUUCUUGCCCUACAAGUAGCUCCGAGCCAUCCACGGAAUCGCAGCCUGUCCGAACAACUUCGCGCGACAUUGAAAUGGCUUACCGAACACAAGGAUGAAGCGCAUCCGUUCCUCGUCACCCGAAGUAGUGAACCGCUCUUCUUGAACGUGGACGACAUAAGCUCGGACGACUGGAUUGGACAGUGGAAAUCGGCGGAACAGCUCCAGUUCGACAUCCCCCACGACCACAACCAAAUAUUCCGAGUGCGCGGUUUCUUGCAGGAUUAUCGCCUCCUUCUGCUUGCCGCGGGUUCUGGUCAGCACCACAAAGUCGAGUUCAAAUCGAGCAUCAACACUCAAAGCAGCAACGAUUUACGGGAUGUCUUCAACGAAUUGCGCCUAGCUCGCAAACGCACGGACCUCAGAUUGCUUCCUGCACGACCUACGCCUGACGAGGCCGUUGACGAGAACCGGUUGUGGGCCCACUGGACUUUUGUUGCGGCCGCGAUUCCACACGUGCGCAUUGGCCUGGACUGGCUCGAUAAUAGUAGCGACUCGUAUUCUUUCCCGGGGACCUAUUUCGGUGCCCGUGCGGUUUUGGACUUCAUCUACACGGGAACAAUCGAGGCGAAGCCUGGCGACGGCGAGGACGGCCAUAUGGUUUUCCUCCGCGACCUGCUGGAGCUGUUGGAGGCGGCUGACGAGUGGGGCAUGAACGAGCUGAAAGAGGAGAUCGGACGGGUGAUCGACCGCUGGAGCCUGCUAUCCAGCGCCACGUAUUGGGAAAUCGAGGAGCAAGCGGCCAAGUUUACAGCAGCGGGUUUGCUGGAGUAUUGCCAUGAAUUCAAGGAGAAGAACCCCAGGUCGGUCGGUGCAAGGGAGGAUAAGGCUGAAUCAGAAUUAAUGGAGGAAUAA